AUGGCGAACAGAGGCUACGAUGUCGUCGUGGACGUGGAUCAAGAGGGAGAAGACCUGGGAAGAACGGACCUGCAAGAAGACCUGGAGUUCCACUCAUCCAACUUCGACGAACCAACAUCGCGUCGAAAUAAGAUUGCCCCCGAUUCCACUCCGCUGACUGGUGGUCCGGCGAGCAAACCCAAGAGCUUCCUCUGGACACUGUCCUUCUACGCCCAGUUCUUCGACGUCGACACCAACGAGGUCCUAAAGCGCUGUUGGGCCACGCUCUAUCCCCGCGCCAAUUUCCUUGAUGUCCUCGAAGGCAACCCGGACCUCUACGGCCCCUUCUGGAUCGCCACCACCGUCGUCAUGAUCCUAUUCUUGACCGGCACCAUCUCGCGGUACAUCGCGCUCCGAGGGGACGGAAACAGAGUCCAGUAUGACUUCCGGUUGCUGAGCGGAGCGGCGGGAUUGAUCUACGGGUAUACGGGCGUCAUCCCGAUCGGGCUGUGGGGGACGCUCAAAUGGUUCGGCAGCGAGUCCGCCAACCUUCUGGAAUGCUGGGCGCUUUACGGAUAUGCGAACCUCAUUUGGAUUCCCGUGGCCGUUAUCUCGUGGUCGCCCAUCAGCAGUCUGAACUACAUCUUUGUUGCCAUCGGAUUUGCACUGUCGGUCUUCUUCAUCCUUCGAAAUUUAUACCCCGUUCUAUCCGCAACCGAUGUCCGCACCUCGAAGAUCCUCCUGAUUGUUGUGGCGGCGCUUCACGCUGGUCUCGCUAUUGCUAUCAAAGUCCUUUUCUUCGCUCACGGCAGCCCAUUGAGAAAGGAUGCGCCCAGUGGGGGCGAUGACACGGCGCCGGAAGAUGCUGUGCGGAUGCUCUUCGGUUGAUCGAUGUCCGCUAUUGCGCAGAUAGAUUCUAGCAUACGCCGCCGAGUGUAGGAUUAAUAUGGUACCGUCUUAACUUUCUGUGUAAUAGCCUCAUGAGAAUUUAGCGCGCUCCAUGGACAACGCAAACACCUUCUAAUAAUGAUGAAAAUAUG
Molecule: messenger RNA, 1019 nt
Organism: Eremomyces bilateralis CBS 781.70
Lineage: Eukaryota; Fungi; Ascomycota; Dothideomycetes; Eremomycetales; Eremomycetaceae
Product: Yip1 domain family
Exons: 5
Coding region: 1-867 (288 amino acids)
Biological process (GO): vesicle-mediated transport
Cellular component (GO): Golgi apparatus; membrane
Molecular function (GO): small GTPase binding
Source: RefSeq, a predicted model, not a curated record